AUGCCGUCGAGACCAGAACCCAUGCGUCGUACAGAAUUUCCAUCUGGUCCCUGGCAACAUAUUGCUGUAGGUUAUCUUGGAUUACCUUCAGGUGACUACAUGUUGGUGUUUGUAGAUUAUUAUUCGCGCUGGGUUGAAGUGGUUACAACAAAAUCCACGACGUCUGAGAAAACGAUCAAGAUGUUUAAGGGAGUAUUCUACACUCAUGGGAAUCCAAUAAGUGUUACAACUGACAACGGACCACAGUUUAGGAGUGAACUUUUCAAGGAUUACCUUAAACAGAAUGGUAUCGAGCAUCAUUGUACAACUCCCCUUUGGCUACAAGCCAACGGAGAUGUUGAGCGUCAGAACAGGUCAUUGAUGAAAAGAAUUAGGAUUGCUCAGACAGGGUAA
This is a messenger RNA of Pecten maximus, 393 nucleotides long. RefSeq lists its product as uncharacterized. The transcript has a single exon. The coding region runs from base 1 to 393 and encodes 130 amino acids. Gene Ontology annotation, biological process: DNA integration. The record is from RefSeq and is a predicted model, not a curated record. Gene Ontology annotation, molecular function: nucleic acid binding. Lineage: Eukaryota; Metazoa; Mollusca; Bivalvia; Pectinida; Pectinidae.